Messenger RNA from Nymphalis io (European peacock), 3686 nucleotides. RefSeq names its product protein halfway (gene hfw). The record is from RefSeq and is a predicted model, not a curated record. Bases 323 to 1843 code for a protein of 506 amino acids. NCBI's taxonomy places the organism in Eukaryota, Metazoa, Arthropoda, Insecta, Lepidoptera, Nymphalidae. The transcript is spliced from 10 exons.
UUUUGUGUUUUGCCAAGUUGGAGUCGAUCCGAAUUAGACUCGCUACAUGUGUUUUGUGCGGUAAGCGUCAAAAGUGUCGUGAUCGUUCAUUUUAUGACUCGAGAAGUGCUGGAUAGUAAAUAUAUUUUUUUACGUUAAAUGUGAAAAAUGAUACCGUCGCAGACCGAGCGCCGUUUGUGGCGCGUGAAUGCGUUUAUUAGAUACCGAUAGACUUUGAAAGUUGUAAAUAGUUUUUAAAACGAGGCAAGUGUGGUUUCGUAUUGGAAUAUUUGUGCAUCGCUGGUUUUUUUUAUUGUUAUUUUUCCCGAGGAAUAAAUUGAAAAUGAUUGCGAGUCAUCGCGUAAUCGAUGUAAAGCUUCGGUGCUAUCUCCUGUUGUUCCUGAUAUCCCAUAUGGGGUUCGUGGAGUCGAGGUUGGAGGAAGUGGACUCGCGUCCAACAUCAACGGAGAACCCUAAGCCGGAACACACACCUCGUGGGGAGCCGAAGAAGGGUAAAUGCUUCCACAUGUCCCGUGAACACUGCCCCACUGAGCCUAAGUGCACCCGCGUGGACCCUGUCUCCGUGUUUUGCUGUGACGUGGACAGCUUCAGACUGAAAGAGGCGCUUGCUAUUACUAUGACACAGAAUACAACCAAUCUCCACGUGCUGAACGCUACGAUAGAGGAGUUGGACGUGUCGCAGGCCGUCUUCCGUCGGCUCACCUCCAUGGCCCUCACUGAUGGGAGCAUUGGCAAGAUUGUUGGUCAGUUCCCGAAGUACUCAUCGAUCGCAUGCCUCAAUAUUUCCAACAACAAUCUGAGCAGCGCGAGUCUUCAGUCAACCAUCCAGAGACCCUUCGCCUACCUGUUCACCCUGACGCUCCUAGAUGCUUCAGCUAAUAAUCUCACCGAAUUUCCGCUGAGUUUGGUCCAGAGUAACAGAAAGAUUUCCGUGGAUUUGUCAGGCAACAAUUACCUCCCGUGCAAGCACUUCCAGAAGGCCAUGGAAACUAACAGCAGUUCAUUGGUGACAUUUCUCAACUACGAGCGCACGUACUGCGCCCUCGACCUCACGUUCAACUGGUUCAAGGACGUGCAAGUUGUUCAAAUAGACCAUUUAAGAGUUCAAGAAGAGUUGAGUGCUAGCUGUCGUAAUAUACGACCCGCUAACGCGAACUGCACCUGCAUACCCGACCGGUUGGAACUUCUGGGUGGAGAAGCCACCAAUUCGGUAGCAGUCGACUGUUCCAUGCGCCACCUUAAGGUCAUGCCCACUAAUCUGCCGGCCAACACGGCCAAGUUGAACGUUUCCUAUAACAACAUCACAUCUCUCCAAGCGGUGUCUGACGACCCAACGUACGAGCACCUGAGGCAGUUGCUGGUGGACUAUAAUGACAUCGCUAGCAUCGUGGAGCUAGAAGGCACCAAGUUUAUAGAUAACUUUAUGGUGUUUUCUAUAACGCACAAUAAACUUAAAACUAUUCACACGUACGUUAUGUCCAAUUGCUUUAUUACGACGGGACCCUCGUUCCUGAUUGGUGGGAACUACAUACACUGUGACUGUAACACAGAAAAAGUCGUGAAGCCGUGGCUUCUAGAAAACUACAAGAACAUACCAGACUUAAAAAGCCUCCAAUGCGAAGAUAGCAUGGGACCUGUGGUUGACCUCAAGGAGUACCAGGUUUGCCACACGCCCAGGGACUGGACGGACUACAUCUACUACAUCAUAGGCCUGGAGGUACUGGUGUUGGUGCUGCUUAUCAGCAAGGUGUCCUAUGAUUACUGGGUCUUUAAAACAGCCGGAUACCUGCCCUGGCCAGCUAAUAAGAUGCCGAGAUUGCCAUGUGACUGGUUAUGCGAAUGAAUUGUGCAAAUUAUAAAUAGAAAAUAAUCUAAUUUUCUUAUUGUUUGCAAUCGUCACAUGUUUGUAAAAACAAAUAUAUUCUCGUAGAAUGCUUAAAAUUAACGUACAAAUUGUAACAAAACGGCCAAUUAUAUAAAAGCAAAAAGCAAAAUUUCGAUAAUCUCAUAAACUAACGACCCAAUUUCUUCUGACAUUUUUUGUGAUAAUAAUGCCACCUUCCCAAAAUUAAGUUAAGAUAAAAAACCACAUAUCAGACCCGUAAUUAGGGAGUUAAAACUUAUCAAGAGAUUGGACAUUAUACAUUGACUUUAAAUUGGAUGAAAAAAAAAACAUUUUUUUGUCUUUCACAUAUUUAAUUGAAAACUUAAUUAAUAUCAGAAGUCAAAAAUGGGAUUUCAAUGUGCUAUGUUAGAAUAAGUGCUGCUAAAUGAAAUUCGUAAAGACAGUAUGUAUAAAACGAAUGGUGCCUUUGAUAACUUAAACGGCUUAUAAAGACGGACAUUUUUCUUUUGUUAAUAUGAUUUAAUCUUUAAAAACGUGUGAAAUUUGACCUUUUCAUCACUGAAGUGCAAUAACAAUUGAUCGGACAUUUUUAAAUGUUUCUGUCAACUGUAAAUAAAAAUAAUAUUAUUUAAUUAACCUAACAUAACCUUAACGCACAUUUAUAUUAAAAGUUUCAAGACUGGAUUUGAACUUGCUCCGCCAUAUUUAGGCGAAACUCCUCCAGGAUGCUGGAGUAGACGUUUUUGAAACAAUUUUUUUUUUCUUUAAGCAUAUCAAUUUGGUAUCGGAGCUGACCGUUAAGACACUUAAACUUCGGAUCCAACUUUAAACUUUUAAUAAUAUGAUUAUGAAUUAACAAUAUUUACAUAAUAAGAUACAGAUAAGUAUGGAAAAAGACGGCGCGAAAUUAGUGUUGCCUACUUGUAAAUAUUUAAUUUCUUAGUUUAUUAUAAGUUUUAGUUUUUAUUAUCAGAUAUAUUUUUUAUACUUUAAAAGAUAAUAAAAAAUAUAGUUAACAGGGAUUUACUGUAAGCAAAAAUUGUUUAUAUACAAAUAUUACCGUUUUUUAUAAUAUUUAACAGCAAAGUACAACUUUAUUAAAAUAUAGUAAGUGUUUACAUGACUUUUAGCAUUAUACACUCAAUAAUAAAAUAAUUUUUUUAAAUAAUUAAAAAUUACAGUCGAAUCACCGUUGAAAUGUUUGUAUCGCUUGAAAUUUAGGUACCCUUCUGUAAAAAUAUGCCUUAAUUUUAAGUAUAGAAACUUUGACAGUUACUAAUGAUUUGUAUUAGUACCUUUUUUCCUCUAAUUAGCAAUAUUUCUGCAUGAAAUUUUUAACAAAAUUAUGUUUCUUCGUUUUACGAUUUUUUUUUUCAGUCAUAUAAGGUUGUUUUUUAUAUAAAUAGUUCAAAAUGUAAGCAAAGAAGCUAUCAAUGUAAUAUUAAUGUUAGUCAGUUUUAAUUUUGUAUUUUAAAAUAUAUAUUUCCUAGUUAAUAUUAAAUAAAAUCUGGACCACUUUUUUGCUUCAGAAAAAUAAUACUGUUAUAAUAGUUUAUUUAAGUUUAUUAAGAAUAUAUGUUUAAAAUUGUUUCUAUAUAAUUUUUGAAGAGGCUUAAAAUUAAUUUAAGUAGUAUUAGUUUAUAGAUAUUUGUGUUCGAGGCUUAUGCAAUGUUCUUAAAGUGCCAUAGAUUUGUAAUGGCUUCUAAUUUAAUGUCCCAUAGACUAUAUAUUUUUUUAUUUAAGUAACUUAGUAUGAAUAUAUUUUGUAUAUAUAUGCAAUGAAGACUGUCUAUUUUGUAUCUGAUUUAUUAUGUCAAGCUAGUAAAUGGUUUAUUAGACU